Molecule: messenger RNA, 549 nt
Organism: Ixodes scapularis (black-legged tick)
Lineage: Eukaryota; Metazoa; Arthropoda; Arachnida; Ixodida; Ixodidae
Exons: 7
Coding region: 1-549 (182 amino acids)
Source: RefSeq, a predicted model, not a curated record
AUGCUGGCGGCGACAUUUGUCGGUGUAAUCGUUGCUUGCUUUGCAGGUGAAAUAGCGUGCAAUGAAUUGAAACAAUUGGGCCAGUAUAUACAAGGCUGCAACGACAAUGAGUUCCACGAACCGGGAUAUGCACCAGGUUGCACUUACUCCUGCACAAGUGGAACUGAAGGAGAAAACAGCGUCCAGACAAACGAUUAUAGAAAUGCUACUGUGUGCGUUGAGUUUGAAGACAAUGAUGACACGAAGCUGGAUCACGUUGGGAUCUGCUUGAGCGGAGUUUGUCGGGGACACAGGGAACGAUGUCCAGGCUGUACCGAAUCCGAACUUCAACAGAGAUGGAGCCAACUUCCUGAGCUAGCCGCCGAGUUUCAUCGAUGCCCUGAUCUCAGCGAAAGCGAUCCCGUGGAAAAUUGCCUCUAUGUCUGCAAGGCCAAUCAUGAUAAUGGGAAGGAAGUAUAUUUCUACGGGAUCUACAAGGAUGACAAUCCUUGCAAACCGGCAGACGGCGACGAGGGCACCUGCAGAAGUGGAUGGUGUUAUAAAAAAUAA